This is a messenger RNA of Batrachochytrium dendrobatidis JAM81, 2139 nucleotides long. RefSeq lists its product as uncharacterized. The record is from RefSeq and is a predicted model, not a curated record. The transcript is spliced from 9 exons. Gene Ontology annotation, cellular component: nucleus; cytosol; cytoplasm. Gene Ontology annotation, molecular function: ATP binding; eukaryotic translation initiation factor 2alpha kinase activity. Gene Ontology annotation, biological process: negative regulation of cytoplasmic translational initiation in response to stress; regulation of translational initiation by eIF2 alpha phosphorylation. NCBI's taxonomy places the organism in Eukaryota, Fungi, Chytridiomycota, Chytridiomycetes, Rhizophydiales. The coding region runs from base 1 to 2139 and encodes 712 amino acids.
AUGAACAAACUAGAAAAUCAUAGUUUGAACCACUCUGAAGAUGAAGCGAAUUCAACUUUUAAUCAUUCGUUAGCAAACGAUGAGCUUGUUUCUCAUUGUAUAUCAGACUCUGGACCAUCGUCUACUCCACUCUCAACACCAUCAGAUAUACACAUAGCCAAAGGAAUCUCGUCUGAUUACUUUCAACACCAUCAACGAUCAGUUACUUCUGAAUCUACUCCAGGUCGCAGAGAUAAACUUCGAAAAAACAGGCAGUCUCAGCUGCUACUUGUGUCGUUGCUGGAAAACUUUUGUAUGUUGUAUGAUUUGUCAGGAGAUAAAAACAAACAGCUGUUUUUUGUCUUGUGCAAACAGCUGUCAAAAAUGGGAAUUAUUGCAUCGAGCGAUUUUAUUGAAGAAUUAUCCACAGUUCGAGAAAGUUACAAAAAAGCAUUUCGAGAACUGGUUAUGCAGGCAAUGGAAGAGGUUCAUGCAGUUGAAAAGAGUCAACGACUACUCAUAUAUACCGAAUCGGAUUCUCCAAAUGAAAAUCUCUCCCAGCCACGACUUUCUUUAUUAUACUCUCAAUCUAAUGUAGACUCGCAGUGGUACGGCAACGCUUUGGAAAAUUUACCUUCUAGGAGAUCUUGGCCGUCACAGGAAAUGCAUUUAGAAGGAUCUAGUCCAUCCGAUUUUUCAGAGUAUCUUCAAACCAAAACAUCUAGAUAUUAUGAUGAUUUUGAUGAGCUGGAUUGUCUUGGUCGUGGAGCAUUUGGAAAAGUUCAUCGAUGUCGCAAUCGAUUGGAUGGACGUGAGUACGCUGUCAAGAAAAUCAGAUUGGUUGAUCGAAACUCCAAAAACAUUGAAAAGGUGCUUCGAGAAGUCAAAUUACUCGCUAGAGUGGCAGAUCCACAUGUUGUGCGAUACUAUUCAUCGUGGCUAGAACAUGUACAAGUACCGAAUGAAUGUUCUACUGAUGCUAGUGAUCUGUCAGAUGAUUCCACGUCAUGUGUUGAUACAUCUUCAUUAGAAUCAGUAUUGUCAUCUAUAGAAACUGAAUAUUCAAAAAUUGUGUUUGAGCAAAAAGCACCAGAAUGUGAUGCAACAUUUCUACAAGAACACCAAAGCGAUCGCAUUACAUCUAUUGUGCCAGCUCAACAACCUGACUUGUUUGAAUCUGCAGUAUGUGUCCAGGGUCCAAACUUUCGUGAACUGGCAUUGUUUAUUCAAAUGGAAUUGUGCGAAAACACAUUACACGACUGGCUGGAAAGACAAAAUGCCUGCACUGACAGAAUGAUAUCUGCUAAACGAAAACGUGCUGCUAUAGAUUGCUUUAGUCAUAUUUUGUCUGGACUUGCUUGUAUCCAUUCUCAAGGCUUGGUUCACAGAGAUGUCAAGCCAAAAAAUAUUUAUUGGAAACCAUAUGAAGGAAGUUCAAGUCGAGGAGAAUGGAAGCUUGGUGACUUUGGACUGGCGACUGUAUCUGAAUUGCCUAUUUCGUUAUCACCCACUUUGUCAGAUACUGUUUUACCAGCAGAAAAAAGUCAUUCCAAACGAGUUGCGCGAACCAUUGGAGUGGGGACGAUAACUUAUGCAUCACCUGAACAACUUGAUCCGCAACAAUCAGAUUGGUACACGCACUCAUCGGAUAUAUUUUCGCUAGGAAUUAUACUUUUUGAAUUGUUAUGUGUCUGCCGAACAGGAAUGGAGCGAGCAACAUUGAUCAGUAAUCUACGAUCAGGAAUUCUUCCAGAUCUGCUUGUCAAGGAAUAUCCAAAAGAGGCCACACUUAUUCUAUGCAUGACGGCAGAAGAUCCACUAAAAAGACCGACUGCACAACAAUUGCUGGUGGAUUUAAAACUAUUUGAAUAUGCUUUACAAAAAAACAAACAUCGCAAUGUGACUGAAGUGCAUAUCCAAACCGAUGAAGUGAAUAUAGACAAGGAGCAAAUCGAUCAUGCUGUUAUUGGCAGCAAGACUGUUUUGAAUUAUCCUAACACAGUAAUGCAAGACCAAUGUGUUCAGACGCCAAUAGAUUGGACAUGUUCAUGCAAUCAUGACAAGGAAGGAUUAACAGCACAGUUAUUGGAGCGAAUUCGAGAUCUAGAGAAUCAAUUACGAGAAUCCAAUAGUAGAUAUGACAAGAGUUUGACUAAAUAA